This is a messenger RNA of Carassius auratus (goldfish), 5024 nucleotides long. RefSeq lists its product as uncharacterized. The coding region runs from base 223 to 1065 and encodes 280 amino acids. The transcript has 3 exons. Lineage: Eukaryota; Metazoa; Chordata; Actinopteri; Cypriniformes; Cyprinidae. The record is from RefSeq and is a predicted model, not a curated record.
CAGUGUUGUUGCAAUUAGGCCUGCACGAUAAAUCGUUAUAAAAUCGCGAUCUCGAUUCACCCUGUUCACGAUUUAAUUUUUAAAUGACUUCGUUUAAAAAAAAUCAGCCUUUAUUUUGAAAGGACCGCUCUCACAGGGCUUCACCCUCAGCCAAUGACAAAGCACCUUUUAGUCUCGUGUUUCACUCGUCGAGCGAGCGCGGUAGUUCACAAAAUAAACUAAAUGGAUAUUGAUGAAAACCCAGGUCCUUUUGGCGAGAAUCAGCCAACCACUCAGUCUCAACUUGUUCCGAAAAAAGGCUCGCAUUCGGUGGUGUGGAAGUAUUUUGGAUUCAAGCAAGAAGACCAGGGUCAAUCUGGUGUGAUUUGCAAGGUGAUCUGCAAGGUGAUUCUGAUGCGGUGGUGUUCCCUCAGGACACAUGAUGAGGUCCAUGGUGACCCUCUCGAGACCCCAAUCUCUCCAGAACGCUCUUCAUCUCCAGGUCAGAGACGUCUGGAUCGAUCUCCCCAACACCAUGAGUACACCCAGCUCAGACAAGGGGUUUCUUCUAUGGAGACAACGGUGAGAAACACUGAUCAUGCCAUGGCUUUCAUGAAUGAAACUGUUGAAAAACUACUUAAAGAUACCGCUAACCACAACGGGAGGAUUGUUGCGCUGGAAAAGAAGACCAUAGAUCUGAGAGAGGAAAACACACAACUCAAACUUCAACUGCUGGAGGCGAACAGCUAUCGACGAAGAUGGGGGCUGAGACUGCAGGGGAUGAAGGAGGAAGAUCAACAGGAAAACACUCGGGAUAUGGUGAUCAACAUCCUUGGCAAGAUCUCUCCGAAAAUUGCUGGAAAGCUACCGGAGGUGGUGGAUUCCGUGCACAGAAUUGGAAAGAGGAAAGACGGUAACACUGCGAGAAGCAUAAUCAUUCAAUUCAGCAUGCGUCACUGUCGCGAUAUCGUAUGGAGAGAUGCAAAAGGCUCCAAGUUUCUGGAGGACGCCCAUCUCCGUCUAAAAGAAGAUUUGUCACCUGAUGAAAGAGCGGUUCGGGCCAAAGAAAGCCAGAGAAGAAGGUAAAAGAGCGUCAUUCACAGGUGCCUUUGCUUACAUUGAAGGUAAAAGGGUUAAUGUUGACGUUUAGUUACACUGAGUGACAAUGGACACAAACUGAUAGUUGUUUGAAGUUCAUUAGACAUUUCAUAAUCCCUAACAACUCACAAUGUGAUUGUUCUAAUAUUUGUUGACAUCUUGUUGCAUGUAAGAUCCCGAUGGGUCUAUUUAUUUCUUUGUUACGAGAAACUUAACCUUAUUUGGGAGGUCCUUUUUCUCUUUUAUUUUUAUUUAUUUAUUUUUUUUCCUUAUUCUUUCUGUUGGAUGACAGCUUUUAAUUUUGGGAGAUUAGAUCUUAUUUCUCUUAAUGUUAGAGGACUAAGGGAUAUCGAUAAAAGGAAGGCUUUAAACAAAGGGAGGCUCAGAUUAUUUUGUUUCAGGAAACUCACUCUUGCGAUAAUGAUAUAAAGUUUUGGAAGUCACAGUGGGGUUUUUUGGUCAUGGAACAAACCAUUCUGCAGGGGUCGCUAUUUUCCUCAAUAAAUUGAAAGGUGAUAUAGUGGAGAUAAUUUAUUCUGGUGAAGGGAGAUGGAUUAUAAUAAUAUUAAAUAUUGACAAUACGAAUUUUAUCAUUUGCAAUGUUUACGGUCAUAACAAAAACAUCUUAAAUGUAUCUAUGUUUAAAAAACUUACUUUGAUACUUAUAAAUCUAAAAAGUAAACACACAGAUGCUUAUUUAUUGAUAGGAGGAGACUUUAACGAUACCCCACAUGACUCUGUGGAUAGAUACCCCUCAAAGAACAGUACAUCUAAGGUUUUUGAGUUGCUUUGUGAUGACUUACAGGUCACUGAUGUUUGGCACUUUUUACAUCCUCUUGAUAAGGAAUAUACCUGGACAAAUAAUGCUCUUACUCGUAAAUCUCGAAUUGAUUUUUGGCUCCUUUCUACUAAUGCAGUUCAUUUUGCUUUGGAUACUUUGAUUACUUAUGCUCCUUUAUCUGAUCACAAAUUAAUCUUAAUUUCUUUAAUUAGCAAUACAAAUAGUUGUAAAAGAAUUCGUGGGUAUUGGAAAUUUAAUAAUAAGUUACUUUCAGAUACAAAAUUUGUAGAUUGUGUUAAAAAAACUGCUUCUAAGAUGGGAAUUUUUCAAAUUUAAAGUUAGACAACUGGCAAUGCGUCGAGGUAAAGAACUUAAAAGGGUUAAUUCCCAAAGAUGUCAAGUUCUUCUUAAUGAUCUUGAAAAGUUAUUGUCUAAAGAAAAUCUUAGCACAGAAGAGGAAACUUAUUUAUCUGAUUUGCGAAAUGAAAUAGAUGAUCUUUACCUUGAUUUAGCCAAAGGUGUCUUUAUAAGAUCCAGGGCUAAAUGGUUGGAAAUGGGUGAGAAAAAUACCAGCUAUUUCUUUUCUUUGGAAAAAAGAAAUAUAAAAAGAAACUCUGUAACGGCUUUAAGAAUUGAUGGUAAUAUUAACAAAAAACCCUCUGAAAUAAAUAAUUAUGUAUAUUCUUUUUUUAAUAAAUUAUAUAGUUCAAAUUAUAAUGUAAAUUAUGUGAAUUCCUUUCUUCAAAAAAUUAAACAUUACAUUCCAGUAAUUUCAAAUGAGUUUAAAACGGUUUGUGAAAAGGACCUUACUGUAACCGAACUUACUAACGCAAUGCAGUCUAUGAAGAAAGGCACAUCCCCUGGCUCAGAUGGCCUAACCAUUGAGUUUUAUUCACACUUCUGGGAAACUAUCAAGAUGCCACUACUCAGAAUGUACAAAGAUGGUAUUAUUAAUGAAGAAUGAAGUACUUCUAUGAAACAAGGGCUCAUCGCCCUAAUGCCAAAACCAGAUAAAGAUCUUCUCUCACUUGACAAUUGGAGGCCAAUCACAUUACUACAUUUAGAUUAUACAAUUAUGUCAUUAGUUUUUGCCAGAAGACUAAAAACUGGUUUGUCUGAAAUAAUUAAUGAAACACAAACAGGUUUUAUGCCUAAACGACAUAUAAGCUGUAAUAUAAUACUGUAAUUUUAGAUCUCAUAGAUUAUUCACAUCAUAUUAAUUCGGAUGCAAUCAUACUAUUUCUAGACUUCUACAAAGCGUUCGACACUAUUGAACAGACAUUUCUUUUCUUGACAUUAGAGUUGUUUGGCUUUGGUGAUAACUUUAUCAAAUGUGUUAAAAUGAUAUAUAAGGACAUCAAUAGCUCGGUUCUUUUACAAUCUGAUACUUCUAAUAGAUUUCCUGUUAGCAGGGGAGUGAGGCAAGGUUGUGGAAUCUCUCCUUUCUUGUUUGUGUUGUUUGAGGAACUACUCUCUCUGAGUAUUCGCAAUAAUCCUGAUAUUAAAGGGGUGUCCAUUUUUGGCCGUGAGAUAAAAAUUUCACAACUUGUGGAUGAUACAACCCUGUUUUUAGAGGAUACAAAUCAGGUUGGUAAGGCUCUUGAAACAAUUAAUGCAUUUUCAGAGGCGUCUGGUCUAACUUUAAAUAUUCCUAAAUGCGAAAUUCUUUGUUUAUCUGACUCUCUUGAAACUUCUGUGAAUAAUAUACCCAUUAAAGAUAAUGUUAAAUAUCUUGGUAUUCAUAUCUCAAAAAAAAAUAUCUCUUAGACAAGAUUUGAAUUUUCUUCCUAAAAUUAAAAAAGCUAAAACAAUAUUUAACAAUUGGCUUCAAAGAGAUUUAUCUUUUCUUGGUAGAGUUCUUUUAAUAAAAGCUGAAGGUCUAGCUCGUUUUAUAUAUCCAUCUUUUUCAUUAUUUGUCCAUGGAAAUACCUGUAAACAGAUUAAUUGCUUAUUAUUAAGUUUUUUUGGAAAAACAAACAUCAGUAUCUGAAGAAACAGGUUUUAUGUGGUAUAAAAGCUGAGGGAGGUUUUGAAAUGCUUGAUUUGUUCAAUGUUAAUAAUACUUUCAAAUUGAAUUGGGUAAAGAGUUGUGUCAGUUUCCCAGAGUCUAUUUGGUAUUUUAUCCCACACAAUAUCUUUUUCAUAAAAGUGGGUGGGUUUAAGUUUUUGCUCACCUGUAAUGUCUCUCCUUCUAAGCUCCCUAUAAAACUCUCUAAAUUCCACGAACAGGCACUGUUGGCAUGGAAACUUUCCCCACAUAAAGUAAAGCUAUGGAAUAAUGAAACUAUUCUUGCAAAGAACAAGUCAAUUUUUUUUAAUAAUUGGCAUGAAAAGGGAAUUGAUCAUCUUUGUGAUUUGUUAGACCCACAAGGGAAUUUUUAUUCUUAUAAUGAUUUCAUGUCCAAACAUAAUUUCCCUGUCAUUCAUAAGGAAUUUCUUACCAAAUGGUCUUGUUCAUCUAAUGAAAUGUCAUUUAUCAUUUGAAGAGAUUGUAAAGAGUGAACAGAUAUUUCUGAUUGAAGACAAGAGUAUUUACGACCCAAAAUGUAGUAAUAAAAUUAUAAGAAAUGUGUUUCAGUCAAGAAAACGAAUUACCCCGAGGGGGAAAUUUUUUUGGAAUUCUCUGAUAGAAAAUAUUAGUUGGAAAAAAGCAUGGCUCUUGCAUUACAAAUUUUGUAUCCCCAACAAGGUGAAAGAACUACACUUAAGAAUUUUGCAUAAUAUAUAUCCCACUAAUGAAAUCACAUAUAAAUUUGGUCAUGUUAAUUUGAAAUGUAAUUUCUGUAAAAGCAAUACUGAGUCAAUUGAUCAUCUUUUCUUUAAUUGUUCCCUUGUUAAUCAAUUUUUGAUGGAAUUGUCAAAACUCUUUGUUUCAAAACUAAAAUUAGAUAUUGAUUUUGUAAUGAGAGAUGUAAUUUGUUUUUUUUCUCACUGUAAUCAUAAAAUAGAAUAUAUUGGAAACAUAUUUAUUCUUUUGGCAAAAUACUUUAUUCAUAAAUGCAAGUUUGCUCUAAGAGUACCCAAAUUAAUUUUCUAUGUGACUUCAACUACUUAAUUAAGACACUGAAAAUAAUUAAAAACAAAAAAAGUGUGAAACUUUUGAAACUGUAUGAUGUUUUGUUGAGUGAAAUGUAAUUUGAUGUAAUGGUUUCAUUGUAUAUUUAUU